Fusarium oxysporum Fo47 is the source of this 1540-nucleotide messenger RNA. RefSeq names its product ammonium permease MEP2. Lineage: Eukaryota; Fungi; Ascomycota; Sordariomycetes; Hypocreales; Nectriaceae. Gene Ontology annotation, biological process: ammonium transmembrane transport. Gene Ontology annotation, molecular function: ammonium channel activity. The record is from RefSeq and is a predicted model, not a curated record. Gene Ontology annotation, cellular component: plasma membrane. The transcript has 4 exons. The coding region runs from base 86 to 1486 and encodes 466 amino acids.
CUCAGCUUAAGUUGAAGCUGAAAAGGUUCGACCGGCGCAAAGGUUUGGAUCCAAGAAUCCGCGUCUCAAGCGCAGUCUCGUCAAGAUGACAACUCCUUACAAUGGCACCACUGAUCAUGCCGACUAUGGCUACUCAACCCAUGUGCAUGAUCUUAACAUCUUCUACGACACGGGCAAUUUGACAUUCCUCGCCGUCAGCGCCGUGCUUGUCCUUCUCAUGAUUCCCGGCGUCGGCUUCUUCUACAGUGGUCUCGCCCGUCGCAAGUCUGCUUUGACGCUCAUUCUGUUGUCGAUGAUAUCAGUUGCGGUCAUCAGCUUUCAGUGGUUCUUCUGGGGAUACUCCUUGACCUUCUCACGAACUGGAAACUCCUUCCUCGGCGACUUGACCCAGUUUGGUCUUAUGGACACCCUCGCUCAACCCAAUGGCUCUUCCGCUCUCCCUGAUAUUCUCUUUUGUCUGUACCAGGGCAUGUUCGCUGCCAUUACUCCUGCUCUUGCAAUCGGUGCCGUUGCUGAUCGAGGUCGUAUCCUCCCCGCCAUCGUCUUCAUGUUCCUUUGGUCCACCAUCGUCUACGACCCCAUCGCCUACUGGACCUGGAACGCCAAUGGCUGGCUCUUCAACCUUCCCAGCUACGACUUUGCUGGAGGCGGUCCCGUUCACGUUUCCUCGGGAACCUGCGCGCUAGCCUACUCCCUCAUGCUGGGUAAGCGUACUGGCUACUCCAACAACAACGGUCUUCCUUACCGCCCUCACAACGUCACCCACGUUGUUCUCGGUACGGUCUUCCUCUGGGUCGGCUGGUUCGGUUUCAACGGCGGUUCUGCUCUCGCCAUGAACAUCCGUGCCGUCAUGGCAUGCUACGUGACCAACCUGGCUGCAUCAUGCGGUGCCAUUGCCUGGAUCCUCCUCGAUUACCGUCUCGAGAAGAAGUGGAGCACUAUCGGUUUCUGCUCCGGUGCCAUUUCUGGUCUCGUUGCCAUCACUCCUGCUGCGGGUUUCGUGAAGCCCUGGGCAGCCGUCAUUAUCGGAAUCUGCGGUGGUGUCUUCUGCAACUUCGCCACCAAGGUCAAGUUCCUCAUCAACGUUGACGACAGUCUUGAUAUCUUUGCCAUCCACGGUAUUGGUGGUAUGGUCGGUAACAUCCUCACCGGUAUCUUUGGAACCAAAACCAUUGCCGCUCUCGACGGUGGAGAGUACGACCCCAUUGGUUGGGUUGACGGCCACUUUGUUCAGCUGGGUUACCAAAUCGCUGGUACUCUUGCCGUCUUUGCCUGGUCCUUUACUCUUACUUGCAUUCUCCUGUUCCUUCUCAACCUCAUCCCUGGCCUCUCCCUUCGUGUCUCCGCGGAGGAGGAGGAGCUCGGCACUGAUGAUGGCCAGCUGGGCGAGUUUGCCUAUGACUAUGUUGAGAUGACUCGACACAUGGCUGAUAGCACACAUCCUCAUUCUGAUGCUAGUGCCCGAACAAGUCAGGAGAAGGUCUAAAAGGUCGAGAUGAGUGAAAUAUGGGGCGGUUCGAAUUGUCAAAGUGGAAGAUGC